AUGUCUGAUGUCUCAUGCAAGGCAAAUGGCCCCGAAGAUGGGAGCAACAGCUGUAUCGAGCCUGACUGUGACCCAGAUGAGCCUCUAGAGGAGGUUACUUGUGCUUGCGGUCAUGGCUAUUUCAACGCAGACAAGAGAUGGGUCUCAGGUUACGAAGUACGUUCAGGCCUGGCACCACCAAAGCCGUCGCGUGAUGAGGAACCGAACCACAAGGAAAACCAAUUAUCUGCGCCCCGCAAGGCUGGUUCAACUGACGUCGACAUAUGCCUCAGUUCAAGCGUAAGCAACAGUAGCAAAACAAACCGGGAAAUGGGGGCUUUGGAGAAAAAAGCCAGUAUGGCGAGCAGCACAAAUGAAGCAAGCUUGCGAAAAGAUCCCAUAUUGAUAAAUAUCGAUGCUUCACAACAACAAAGCCAGGGGACCCAGUCAGCUCUUGUAGCCCCGAUCAAGACUGAAGCAGCAGCUGCUGAAGCCCGUUGCUGGGAGAAAGCGGUCGAGGUAAUCACUCUGAUAAGAACCAAGAAGCUUGACAGCUUACUCUUCCAGAUUUUUAACUUCACGUUAACAAGAGAUGACAAGAAGCGUAUAGACACCAAGACAAUGGGGGAGCAUCCCACAAGUAGCCUUAAGACCCUACUGGAAUCAGCAACGCAAGCAAAGGAGGCGUCCGAUGCCAGCGGCAGCACUUUCAGAAAAAAGGCAGAGCACUUCGUGACCGUGUUCCAUGACUAUGCAACCUGCGUUGACGCUAUGAUACAACAAUCGCCAGAGAUCACGUCCGUGGUGUGGGGCUCGAUCAGAUUCCUGAUGGGUGUAGGUUAA
Molecule: messenger RNA, 822 nt
Organism: Letharia lupina
Lineage: Eukaryota; Fungi; Ascomycota; Lecanoromycetes; Lecanorales; Parmeliaceae
Exons: 3
Coding region: 1-822 (273 amino acids)
Source: RefSeq, a predicted model, not a curated record